Messenger RNA from Cryptococcus deneoformans JEC21, 2645 nucleotides. RefSeq names its product expressed protein. Lineage: Eukaryota; Fungi; Basidiomycota; Tremellomycetes; Tremellales; Cryptococcaceae. The coding region runs from base 655 to 2517 and encodes 620 amino acids. The record is from RefSeq and is a predicted model, not a curated record. The transcript is spliced from 4 exons.
ACAUGUAAAGCCAGUCGUAUCUUGAAUCACCAUUAAUUCAGACAAUAUAUCAUGCAUUAUCAGCUAGCACCACUCUCCUCCUCCAGCCAAACAACAGCGCACAUAAGUCUUCAUCAACGAUUCUACGCAUACUAUCAUCACAUCCCUAUCAAGUCCUUUAUUUACCCAGCUGAACCCACCUUUGUACCUAUCUACCAUCCUUCCUUUGUCUAUCGAAGCCAAAAGGGGAAGUGCACUGGACUUUUUGAAUAGGGUCUGUGAGGAGGAUAGAUGUGAUGCAUGGAAGGGAGGAUCCUUUUUACGAUACCCAGAGGCGGUUGUAUUUCAUGGGAAGAAGUAUAUAUUUAAAGAGGUGUAGGGGCUUUGGGUUUCCAGUCAAGAAAAUAGAUUACCAUCCUCAUUGAAAGUAUGGAGGAAGUAAUAGGAAACUAAGCGGAGAUAAGAAGCAAUAAAGAACCGGUGGACUGGACCUAGGCGGCGUCAGAAGGUUGAACAACGGAAAACCGAUCGAAUAUUCUUCAUCUAACAGGCAGAUGCCCAUAUCCGGCCAUCCAUUGCCAGCGAAGAAAGCUCGAUUAAGGCUGCCAAAGUGGUCAGUUUUCUGGAGAAAGAACAGCUACACUUCUAGCCACGUUGGACACACACAUCAGCAAGAUGCCUCGAAAUAUUAUCGAUACAGCUCGUGAUGACUACGAUGAUUAUGACCAUCAUUACUCCGCACCCGAACAGUCUUUCUCGGGCCACUACCCAGCUCACUUUCACCGAGCCUAUCAGCCAAAGCACAGAUACUAUCACCACCCAUACGCUCGCCAUAUUCCUUACUCUGCUGCUACUCCUCCUUCUCCUCUGCAUUCGUCCCACCGAAUGGAUGGGAGAGAAGCAAGAUUCGAUUAUUAUGAUGAUCACUCUCCCUAUCCUCCUCCUCUAUCGCAUCGUCCUCGAGUCUCACCUUUGCAAGUCCUCCAAUCUCAAGUAAAAUCCCCUUCUUCUUUGUCUCAGUUGCAAAAUCAAAAUCACGUUUAUGAUGUUCGUGUUGGCAGUGGUGAUGGCAAGAAGCAAAGUGCACAUAAACCUGCGUCCGCAACCGCACCCGCGUCCAAACCGUCGUCCAGCCGGUAUCAACUCUCACGGGGUGCACAGAGGGAUGCAAAGCAUUCGCAGAGGGUACAUCUCCAGAUUCAGAGGUCGUAUGCUGAUAGUAAGGCGAAAAAGGAAGACAAUAAGAAGGCAAAAAAAAUCGCUCGACCUGUUGUUAAUGAUCUAUACAAACCAAAGACCGACGAUGAGCAGUCUAAAACUCUUCUGACCCGUCUCCUUCUUGCUCUUCCCUACCACCGUCCUCCUCCCCUUCCUCCUCCAAUGCAAGGUCUAGACCUCGAGAUAAUCAGGAGGGAACAGCAGCGGGCGAUGGAAGAAGCAAGGCGACAACUGAUAGAACGGGUGGAAAAGGAAAAAGAGAAGGAGAAAGUCGCGUCGAGGAAGAUUGUUAACAUUCAACUGCAGGUCUUUGUUCAUGCACGGGAAACACGAUGCCACUGGGGAAAAUGUGAAGCCAUCCUCAAUUCAUGGGCCGUCCUCGAGAAACAUAUCUUCCAAUCACAUUUCCACCCUAACCGAACCCUCCCCGAGAUGGUAGUGAAUGGCGAGAGGAAAAUUCGGUGUUUGUGGGGAGAUGGGGAGUGCCAAGAGGCGUUUGGAACGAGAAACGAGCUGCAUCAGCACGUGUUGGUUUUGCAUAUGAAGUUUGUUUCGGCGAGAUGUCCUUUUGGCGGAUGCGAAUAUAACGGACAUGACUUUAACCAGUUCAUGCAGCACGUCAAUCUCAUUCAUUCUACCGCCACACCAGAUGACUUUAUCCCCGGCCUCGUCCAUUUUCGUCCUUCCCUUCCAUCAUCUUCUCCAUCCCUCAUUCACCCCCUUCCAUCCGAACCUCUUCCAGCAUACGGACCCCUCACCCAGACCGUCGCACUUUCAUCCUACAAAGCGCCAGGUAGUAGGAUGAAGAAAUGGGUCAGCAGACGAUGUCGGUCGGGCAAGUGGCCGAGGAUGCAUGCGGGUUCCGUGAGGUAUGAAGUCAAAAAGGGGGCACAGGUGGCGAUAAAGGCGUAUACGGAUAAUGCGAGGAGUGUGAGGUUGGGUCUGCCCCCGGCGAGUGAGAAGGAAGCUAAUGGAGAGAUGGAGAAGAUGAAAGAGGCAAAAGAAGAAGUCGAAAAGGAAGCGGAGGUGGCCAAGUCCAAGCCCGAAUCUGGAGGGUUGGUUGUCACCGUCUCGAGCCGAGAUCUAACUCCGUCCACUUUUAUAAACCCCUCAUCAAACUCUUCACCUUUAAAUAAAUGCCGACAAGACAAAACAUGUCUUGUGAUUUCACCUUCAAUAUCUUUAUCGGGUGACAGCGACCAAGCACCCGUGAGCGAUGAUUAUGUUGACUCGGCAAAUUCGAUAAAUAGUUUGAAUAGCAAGAUGAGCCAGGGCACAAGGUUCAGCGAGCGGCUAAAAAGGAAGAUGGCUUCCCUUUGAUGUACCGAGUCAUGACUGUAAAUGGGUUGUACGGCGUAGUAAAGUUUUGAUACCAUCACCGAUAUCUAAUAUAUGUAGUGUUUCUCAUUAACUGUUGACUUCAUUUGAUGCAGAGAAGACGGAAAUAC